CAACUCUGGAAGAAAUCUAUCUCUUACAGAGCGGGUUAUGGGGCAACGAAAGAGGCUUGAAGAUGCAGUGGACGCCAGAACAUGCCCAGUGGCCAGAGCAGCACUUUGACAUCACUUCGACCACCCGCUCUCCCGCCCACAAGGUAGAAGCUUACCGUGGCCAUCUUCAGCGCACCUAUCAGUAUGCCUGGGCGAACGAUGACAUCUCUGCUCUCACAGCCUCAAAUCUGCUAAAGAAAUAUGCAGAAAAGUAUUCUGGAAUUUUGGAAGGGCCAGCCGAACGUCCCAUCCUGGGUAACUAUGUGGAGCCUCCAUCAGGGCUGGUGAAUGGUCGCAAAAGUGAAAGUGAGCCGUGGCAGCCUUCUUUGAACUCUGAGAGUGUUUAUCCUAUGAACUGUGUCCCAGAUGUUAUUACCGCCAGCAAAGCUGGAGUAAGUACUGCUCUCCCUCCGGCAGAUGUCUCUGCCAGUAUAGGGAGCUCCCCCGGGGUGGCUAGCAACCUGACAGAACCUAGUUAUUCAAGUAGUACAUGCGGAAGUCAUACAGUCCCUAGUCUGCAUUCAGGGCUCCCAUCUCAGGAAUAUGCCACAGGAUAUAACGGAUCGUACCUGCAUACAAGUUACAGUGGCCAGCCAGCACCUGCACUUCCUUCACCUCAUCCCUCUCCUUUGCAUAGCUCUGGGCUUUUACAGCCACCCCCUCCACCACCGCCGCCACCAUCCCUAGUGCCAGGCUACAAUGGGACAUCUAACCUUUCCAGUUAUAGCUACCCGCCAGCAAGUUAUCCCCCUCAAAGUGCUGUUGGGGCUGGCUACAGCCCUGGUGGAGCACCACCUCCUUCAGCCUAUCUGCCUUCAGGUAUCCCUGCCCCAACUCCUCUGCCCCCCACCACAGUACCUGGUUACACCUACCAGAGUCAUGGCUUAACGCCCAUCGCACCGUCAGCCCUGACCAAUAGCUCAGCAACUUCUCUCAAGAGGAAAGCUUUCUAUAUGGCAGGGCAAGGAGAAAUGGACUCCAGCUAUGGAAAUUACAACUAUGGCCAACAGAGAUCUACACAAAGCCCCAUGUACAGGAUGCCCGACAACAGCAUUUCCAAUGCCAGCAGAGGGAAUGGCUUUGACCGAAGCGUUGAAUCCUCCUCCUUGGCCUUUAAGUCAACCAAACAAAUCAUGGCUUCCGAGCAGCAAAGGAAAUUUAACCAGUCCGGUCGGGCUCUGACGCCCCCUUCCUAUAGUUCUGCUAAAAAUUCCCUUGGUUCCAGAGCAAGCGAGCCCUUUGGGAAGUAUAGCUCUCCUGUCAUGAACGAACACAGCGAAGAACACAGGCAGCUUCUUCCCCAUCCAAUGCAAGGCCCGGGACUUCGUGCAGCUACCUCAUCCAAUCACUCUGUGGACGAGCAACUUAAGAACACUGAUGCACACCUCAUGGACCUUGUGACCAAUGAGAUUAUCAGCCAAGGACCACCAGUGGACUGGAAUGACAUUGCUGGACUAGAUUUGGUGAAGGCUGUCAUUAAAGAGGAGGUUUUAUGGCCAGUAUUGAGGUCAGAUGCAUUUAACGGGCUGACUGCUCUACCUCGGAGCAUCCUCUUAUUUGGACCUCGGGGCACAGGCAAAACAUUACUGGGGAGAUGUAUAGCUACCCAACUAGGUGCCACAUUUUUCAAACUCACAGGUUCUGUUCUUGCCACAAAGUGGUUGGGGGAAGGAGAAAAAAUUGUGCACGCUUCCUUCCUGGUGGCAAGGUGCCGACAGCCCUCGGUGAUUUUUGUUAGUGACAUUGAUAUGCUCCUUUCAUCCCAAGUGAGUGAAGAGCACAGUCCAGUUUGUCGGAUGAGAACCGAGUUCCUUAUGCAGCUGGACACCGUGCUCACUUCCGCUGAGGACCAAAUAGUAGUCAUCUGCGCUACCAGUAAACCGGAAGAAAUAGACGAAUCUCUUCGAAGGUACUUCAUGAAACGACUUUUAAUCCCACUUCCUGACAGCACAGCCAGGCACCAGAUAAUAGUACAGCUGCUUUCACAGCACAAUUACUGCCUCAGCGAUAAGGAGGUUGCACUGCUAGUCCAGCGUACAGAAGGCUUUUCUGGACUCGACGUGGGUCAUUUGUGUCAGGAAGCUGUUGUGGGCCCUCUCCAUGCCAUGCCAGCCACAGACCUUUCGGCCCUUAUGCCCAGUCAGUUGAGGCCUGUUACGUAUCAAGACUUCGACAAGGCUUUUUGCAAAAUACAGCCUAGCAUCUCUCCAAAGGAGCUCGAUACAUACGUCGAAUGGAACAAAAUGUUUGGUUGCAGUCAGUGACAA
Notechis scutatus (mainland tiger snake) is the source of this 2306-nucleotide messenger RNA. The record is from RefSeq and is a predicted model, not a curated record. NCBI's taxonomy places the organism in Eukaryota, Metazoa, Chordata, Lepidosauria, Squamata, Elapidae.